GGUAGCAUGAACUGAGGUAGAGAGGCAGAUCUCUGCUGCAGCCAGAGGCUUGGCCAGGGUCGUUGGUUCAUUUUUUCUGGUGUUCAUUGAGUGUCUGACUGUCCUAGGCUGAGGGAUAGCAUGAGCGUGCUGCUGUCUGUCCCCUGCCCUCUCUGAGCUGCUCAGGGGCUAAAGGAGAUUGGCGCACAGUCCCUACUACUUUGACAUGUGCUCUCAACCAGAAAGAGCUUUGGGAGCGCAAAGAAGCAAGGCUUUAAACCAAGUACAGAAUCAGGCCAGGGAGGAAGUGGUUCUGUAUUGCUGUCCAAGCUCACUUUACUUGGAACACGGGUAUUUACAGGAGACAGGUUGUCUUGGGUAGCAUCGCCGCAGACAAACAUGGACAUUUCGAAAGGCUUCCAUCUUUUUUUUUUUUUUCCUCGGUGCUGGGGACCGAACCCAGGGCCUUGCGCUUGCUAGGCAAGCGCCCUACCACUGAGCUAAAUCCCCAACCCCGGCUUUCAUCUUUUAAGGAAAUGGCCGAUCUGAGAUAAUAUUUGAGAGCUUCUAACAAGAGGUCCUUGGCCAACACAUUCCUUUUUUGUUAGGUAGACAAAUUGAACUCUUUCAGUCCUGUGUUGCCAAAGAGGAAACCAGGGUGUGAGAUUCAACAGAUAAGGCAAGAUUUCACCUGGUAAACAAGAUGGGCGGGUGGUCUGAGGAGGGUGGGAGCACAGAGGCCUGGAGGGAGGAGGCUCACGUACUUGUGUGUGCUUGGACUCACCGUGCGAUGGGGUCGUUCACUGUGACUUGGUACCUGUGUCCUCCUAGUUGGGCAUCUCAAGUAAGUCAACCAGCUUGAAUCACAGGGGUGAGGAAGUCACCCGUUUAUGCUUCCUCCAUAGAGUGGCCUUUUAGGGGUAGCCUUGUUACAGCAGCUGAGCUGAGGCUUAGACAUCGGUGUUUGUCAGCCUCCAGUGUGAUGCUGCUUCAUGUGGGUCAAACCUCCCUAGGCUCAGCUGUACCUGACUCACCAGCCAGUUCUGAGGGGUCUCUACGAGAGCAGGGCACCUGAGAUUAUAUCCUGGAAGGGCCUCUGGGGUCAGCUUGUAGAAGGAAGGACCUGGCUCCCCUGAUACUGUGCUGGGCUGAGCCUUCUUCCUGGAAGGGAGCUGUGGAGCUGCCUGUGGACUGCUGAGACUGCCCCCAGCACAGAUGGGAGCAGGCAGAGAGGGGGACCCUAGUGUUCCUGUCUGUCCUCCCUACAGGACACAUGGGGAAGAUCAUCCUCCUCCACAUCCACCCAAUCUCGGUGAUUUCUUGUUUCAUUUAGAGCCUUGUAACUUUUGUUCUUGUGGUUGUGCCCGGCCUCCCUCCCAUCCUGUUUGCAUACCCUGACUGAGCAAUCGAAAAGGCAGGCCUGGGCCUGCCUUCCCCUGCCAUCUACCCUCUGUGGAAGCCCUUGUAAGUCCAGACUCUGCAGGCCCUGGGCCCUCGAUUCCCCUCUGCUGCGCUGGGACUUGUACUCUGGGCUUCAUUCUCUGUUCUGACACUUUCCCAGGUUAUUCCUACCUUUCUAGAAACCCCCACUCCCACCUCGGCUGAUCCUAUAAUAGGCUCCCACUAUGUAGUGCUCUCCAGUACAGACUGUGUUUGUCCUUCCUGUGCUCAGUCAGAAGGUAUUGGGGCCACCAACUAAGUAUUGAGGUGCUGAGGUGCGGAGGCUGCCUCCUAGGAGGGAUGGACAGACCUCAAGCAAGACCACUGUUUUCUGGUCUUCCCUUCCAGAGAAAGGAUGGAGACCCUCCCCCAGACUCCAGAAAGGAAUAUGAUUUUUACAGUAGCAACCGACACGGUGAUGACCUCCAGGAGAUCUGUAGACCAUUUUGCAGUGGGUCCCCACCACAUUUCCCUGGGGAGGGAGCGCCCAAUAGUCACAGUGCAAAGGAGAUGGGAAAGCACCGGCCUGGUCAGGGCUGACGAUAGCAUGGCCCUGCGCUCACACCUCACUGCUUCAUGUCAGGGCGAGUGCGGUGCUGGGCUAAAGCUCUUUUGGUGUCAUGUCAGCCUUAGGUGAAGGAUUCCUGGAAUGGAACAUAUCCAGCAGUACACACUCCACAAGCUACCACAGGUCGCUGGGCACAAAAUGGGCAGACCCAAUCUCAUGGGGAGUAUUGGAACCUGGUUUACCUGUUUGCUUGAGGUCACAGACCAGGGUGCCAGGGACAGAUGCACACUCUAUCCUGUGCCCACACCUACCCACCAGCUUUGUGCGGAGCUGUGUAGGCACGUGUGCACCAGGCACACACGUGCACACACACACACACACACACACACACACACACACGAACACUCGCACACACCGGUGCGUACCACACACUGACUCUUAGGAUUAGCAGUCACUGGUGUCUUUGUUUUUUAUUAGCACAUAUCAAAUAUACACAAUAUGUUUAGCGAUGACAUUUUUUUUUCUUUUUUUUUUUUGGUUCUUUUUUUUCGGAGCUGGGGACCGAACCCAGGGCCUUGCGCUUCGUAGGUAAGCGCUCUACCACUGAGCUAAAUCCCCAGCCCCUAGCGAUGACAUUUUAUCCAUGUGUAUAACGACUUAUGUAUUUAGUGAUGACAUUUUAUCCAUGUGUAUAACGUCUUAUGUUUACCCGCACCACUCCCCUUUUGUCGACUCCCACUGGUCACCUGUUCUUUGUUAUUUCGGGGAGCUAAUGACUUCUGUUAGCCUUACUUAUAGGAGCACCAGUAAGGGGUCGUUUACUGGAGCAUGGCCACUUCAUCAGUGGCUCCACUGUGGAAGUGGAGCCCAAGCAUUGAGUGUCUGUAGAUCCUCAGGGGAGCGUGGGAGCCUCCUUGCCCCCUUCCCACAGUGCCUUUUGGCAGAGGACUUGGGUACUAGGUCAAUGUCACCUUUGUUCUUUUGUCUGGGUUUGAAUUUGUUUUCAUGAGGAACAGGAGAUCUUGUUUACGGUCAGAGAAAUUGGACCACUCUUCUCCUGGCUGGGACAUCAUCUAGGUAUAUCUCAAAACUUGGAGGGGAUAGCAUCCAUGAAGGCGGGUAUCACAGUUUGGGGUACAGCAUGAAGGAGACGCGGAAAGAAACUUCCUUGGUUCGUAAAGGAGAAAUGGCUGACCUCAGACGACUCCUUAGUGGAGCAGGGGAUAGAGAUCAGCUCACCGACUUGUGUGGUGACCACUUCCUGUCUGGGCAUCGAGACUGGCAGGAGAAGUGGUUGCCCUGGCUCACAGCUUUGUUCUGACAGAGGUCGCCUGCUUAACUGCUGGGCCCCUGUCUCCCAGAGUUGUGAGGGAGUUGUGGGAUUUGCAGUUGUCCCAUUUGUCGUAGGGGGAUUUAGCAGUUUCCUAGACAGCUGUGUCCAUACGUGGCCAAGCAGGAAGUUCAGGUGCUCUACGUGAAUUCCAGCCAGCCCAGCCCAGGUGAGCUGUGUCUCCCACACCUCAUUCUAGACAGCGUGCGUAGGACACACCUGUGGCUCAGGUGAGGCGACAGCCUGCCUGGACGGUUGCCCAGCUUCCCUUCAGAACGCGGCUUCCCUUAGAAGACUGUCUCUACAGUUCAAAAUCCAACAGACAAACAAGCGUUUGGAAUGUUCCCUGUGUGUACACUGGGGACUUCCUGUGUGAUAUUUCUGGGCAUUUCGGCCAGGCGCUGUUAUGACCAUCUGUCCUCAUUCUGCUGGGUUGGGCUCCCUGAGCCCCAGACCGUCUCCUGCAGGAAAAUCCAGAUUGGGGAUGUGGUAGGACCCACCCUGCUCUGACCCCCACUCCCUGCUCCCCUUGAUCUCCUGGGGUAGCCAGCAGGGAGGGUAGGCUGGCUGAGCCAACCCAAGCAGAGGCCUUGGAUCCCUCUGCCUCUGAAGCCGGUCACAGACUCCUCCAGCGAUGGUAUGAGUGAGCGCUGGCUGGUGUGAGUGAGCUUGGGCUGGUGCUUGGCUUGAGGCUGCAGCUCAGGGCUGGUGGGCCUCGGUCAGGCUGGUCACAUGACCUUACGCUGCCCCCGCUCUGCUUCAUCCUCCCUGCAUCUUACUUCACCUGCAUGUGAGUCCUGCCAGCCAGGCGGAGCGAGCACAGAGGUCGCAGACGCAUUUUGUUUCAGGAAGGCCUGCUUUCCCGUUUCCUCCUGUGUGGUUUCCCCAGUGUGACUGCAGCCCCCACGUGCUUCCUUCCUGUCCAGGAAGAGGCAGAUUUCCCACUGUGAGAGUUGGAGACGAUCUGCCCUUCUAGUGAGACCUGCCCUACCCUUUCAGGACAGGGACAGGAUGGAGCUGUUCUUCCUUUGUGGGAGGCACUGUCACCGCCACCAGGGCCUCCUGCUGAGUUUGCGGGUCACCUGUUAGCAAGUGAGGCUUGUGGGCAGGAGUCUGGGAAGAGUCCGAGAGCCUCUGCGUGGGAUGGCUCUUUUUCAGGAGGUGCCAACUGUCUGUGGUGACACCAGCUGUCAAGGGGCCCCGGCAUUUCCUGGAGCUCUGAGCUCAGCAGAUGGCUUCCUAAAAUUACGCCCUGCUGGCAGACUUGGAGUCCACCACCUCCCACAUCUCCAAACGGCCAGUGUUCUUGUCAGAGGAGCCCCCCUACUCCUACCCAACUGGAAACCACACUUACCAGGAGAUUGCAGUGCCACCUCCGGUCCCACCGCCCCCAUCCAGCGAGGCCCUCAAUGGCACAGUCCUGGACCCCUUAGACCAAUGGCAGCCUAGUGGUUCCAGAUACGCUCACCAGCAGCCUCCAUCCCCAUCGCCCAUAUACAGCUCCAGCACCAAAAAUUCCAGUGCCUCCAACCCUCAGGACAGUGUCGGCUCCCUUUGUUCCCGAGCAGGCGAGGAGGAACACGUCUACAGCUUCCCCAACAAGCAGAAGUCAGCAGAGCCGUCACCCACCGUGAUGAGCUCCUCCCUGGGCAGCAACCUCUCUGAGCUGGACCGGCUGUUACUGGAGCUGAACGCAGUGCAGCGUAGUCCUUCCGGCUUCUCUGCAGAUGAAGCAGAAUCGAGCCCCCCAUUGCCCGGUGCCCUGAGUCCCCUUUAUGGCGUCCCGGAGAGUAACAAUCUCCUGGGGGGCAAAGCAGGGCCGCUCAUGAAGGAGAAGCCAAAGCGAAACGGAGGCCGGGGGCUGGAGGAUGUGCGGCCCAGUGUGGAGAGCCUCUUGGAUGAGCUGGAGAACUCUGUGCCCAGCCCCGUCCCGGCCAUCACUGUGAACCAGGGAGAGAUGAGCAGUCCACAGCGAGUCACCUCCAGCCAGCAGCAGACCAGAAUCUCAGCCUCCUCUGCCACCAGGGAGCUGGACGAGCUCAUGGCUUCAUUGUCAGAUUUCAAGACUAGCACUUCUGCUAUGGUGCUGAGCUCCCAAGGGCUGCUGCCCGGCUCUACUCCACCUCUGCCCCUCACCCUUCCUCCUCCUCCCACUAAAUCCUCCCCUGAAGACCACACCCCAGAGGUCCUCCACACAGAAGGAAAUGGUCAGGUCCUUUCACCUUCUGUGGCUCCCAGAUGGCUAGGGUUGGGUAGCCUUGAGGAGACAUCUGACACUCAGAACUCAAGGCAUCCUUCUGUGGUGGCCUCUCGGCAGUCAUGUGAUGCAAAGAGCCAGGCUCAAGUCAGGCCUCUCCUCUCAGGCUCCAUGGGGCCGCCCUUUGGGACUCCCCCAUGCCAUACUCCAUACCCUACUGGGAGCACAGCAUCCCAGGGGCCAGUGGCCACCCAUGUGUGUUUAGAGGAGACUGCGGGUCCCACUGGGAGAUGGCCACAGGCUUUGACAGCGUCCAAGCCUGAGAUUCCCCAUGGAGUGACUUACAGCUUUCAGGAAGGCAUUGAGCCACCCGCUGUGGCAGUGGACAGGCAGGCUGUCCUCCCUGACACCUGGGCUCUCACCCAGGAGUGUGGCCUGCAGGAGAGAGUGCAGUCAGAACCAGGGGGCCUGGGAAGCUCGUGUCCUGCCCUGGGGCACAAGGAGCAGCUAGGUGGGAAGCGUCCCUGGAAGGGAGGCCUUGGGGGACCCACUGAGGCCCUCGAGAACCCAGGGAAGCCAGAAGGUUCCAUGGAAGCUGCUCUGGAGCCCAGGAAGGAGCAGCCGGAGCUGUCUCGUGCCAUGGCCCUGGGGACCCCCAGCACCUCGGAGAGGAUUUCCACCUCUGGGCAGAUCCGCUCUGUGAUCAGGAGGAGCCGGGAGACAGGCCACGUACAUCCCAUGUCCCGGGAACCCUCCCCUCGCCGCAGGCUGGACCCUGCCACCCUGAGCAGGAACCCAUCCCAGGAGCAGCUCAUUGCAGAGCUGCAGGGCCGGCUGGGUAUCCAGCUGGCGGCAGAGGAGGAGGCCGGGGCCUCUGCCCAGGACUGGCUGACCGAAGGCGUAGUUAUCACCGUGCAGCCUCGAGGGAGGCAGGCCGGGGGGCAGCUGGUAGAGAAGGUUGUCUACCCUCCUGACUCCCCCAUCCCCCUGAGAAGAACCACCUCUGUUGUAUCUCCUCCUCCUCCUGCCCCUUUGCUCCAGAAUCACCCUGACACUUCGGCCAGCAGCUCUCCUCUCCAGCCCAGCCUGCCCACUCCCUCCUGUCCAGGGCCCUUGGCUGGUUCUUCUGCUUCUUCUGGGGUCCAGACUGCAGGGGAAAAGCCCCAGGAGGAGGGUGGGCGCGGCCCUCCUGGUCUCACUUCUGUGCCCCACACCGUGAGGUCUGUGGGCUGCCAGACCAAUGAGGACCCACUCUUCCACCCGAUGCAGAUGCAGGGCCUGGAACAGAGAGUGGAUGUAGAGCGGCAGUGGGCAGCCGGCUGGCCCCCCAGCAGCAGGCAGAGCAGCCCUGAAGGGCAGGACGAGGGAGGGUUCAUGGCCCAGGGGAAAACCGGGAGCAGCUCGCCUCCUGGGGGCCUCUCAAAACCUGGGAGCCAGCUUGACAGCAUGUUGGGGAGUCUGCAGUCCGACCUGAACAAGCUAGGGGUCGCCACCGUUGCCAAAGGGGUCUGUGGAGCCUGCAAGAAGCCCAUUGCUGGGCAGGUGGUGACUGCCAUGGGGAAGACAUGGCACCCCGAGCACUUUGUGUGCACCCACUGCCAGGAAGAGAUUGGAUCCCGGAACUUCUUCGAGCGGGACGGACAACCCUACUGUGAAAAGGACUACCACAGCCUCUUCUCCCCACGCUGCUACUACUGCAACGGGCCCAUCUUGGAUAAAGUGGUGACAGCGCUGGACCGCACGUGGCACCCGGAACACUUCUUCUGUGCCCAGUGUGGAGCCUUCUUUGGUCCAGAAGGGUUCCACGAGAAAGAUGGCAAAGCCUACUGUCGGAAGGAUUACUUCGACAUGUUCGCGCCCAAGUGUGGCGGCUGUGCCCGUGCCAUCCUGGAGAACUACAUCUCGGCCCUCAACACCCUCUGGCACCCUGAAUGCUUUGUGUGCAGGGAGUGCUUCACACCCUUCGUCAAUGGCAGCUUCUUCGAGCACGACGGGCAGCCAUAUUGUGAGGUGCACUACCACGAGCGUCGCGGCUCACUGUGCUCCGGCUGCCAGAAGCCCAUCACCGGCCGCUGCAUCACCGCCAUGGCCAAGAAGUUCCACCCCGAGCAUUUCGUGUGCGCCUUUUGCCUCAAGCAGCUCAACAAGGGCACUUUCAAGGAGCAGAACGACAAGCCCUACUGUCAGAGCUGCUUCCUGAAGCUCUUCUGUUAGGCCCAUUCCUGCCACCCGCCCCUCCCCAGCCAGCGCCACCCACUGCCACUGUGACCCAGGGGUGACGGGCCAAUCCAACACAAACUGGAACUCGUCCUCAGCAGGCGUAGGGUAGGACACUGUGGCUGUCCUGCCUGUUUCUCAUCCCUACCAGAGCCAAAGGGGCCUCCUCCCCCUCCAUGGCUCUCCUGGGCUCUGUGCACUUCAUCUUCACCAGAGGUGGAAGCUGCAACCCAGUUGUCCCCGUGUAUGUCCCCAAGAGCCAGCACCCCACACUGGAGCCAUUCAUAGUCACCUUUUAGCAGUGCGGUCGCUAGGAGGGCAGAGAGGGUCAGCUAGGAGCUCUUUUAUCCGUCUCCAAACCUCAUUACCCUAGUGUAUUGGGGACACCGGGCCCUUGUAGACAGUGCCAGCAUAAACUCACCCACAGGCCACUGAAGGCACCCUGGGUGCCAGCACCCAGUCUCCCAGAGUCUGUGACUGCCCCGGGUCUCCGAGAAAGGUUUCUCCAGCAAUAACAUUUUAUAUAGACACACGCUUCAUCUCUGGGGACGGCGUGAGGUGGGAGUGUCACCCGCCCCUCAUCACUGUACCAACUUUGAUAGAUUUCUACACUGAGGUCCAACUUCGUACUGCUAAGUUGCUUUUAUGUAUCUCCACAAGAUGACUGAAGAGAUUUAAAGAACGCCCCUUUUGUACUCUCGUCUGCCCGCUGCCGCUGGCUCAGCCAGUGGCCUUGGUUUUGGUGUGGACUUCGCUUUGUACUGAGCUUGGGGUGGGGAAACAGUUUGUAUCUUAUUUUAUUUCUUAGCACAAUGAGUUGGGAGCAGCUCUGUAAUGACUUCUGUAACCUCACAGCUCCCAGGACUGUUUUUUAAACUGCUGUAUUCUCAAACCCUUCCCUUACUGCCCAGGCCAACACUUUUCAUUAAGAACUGGUCCAAGAAUGUUCAGCCCUUUGGACCUGGAAUUUUGAACCUCAUGUGUCCUGUUCCCAAGGCAGGCAAAGGGGAAAGACAUCCUGCCUACGUAAGCCAUCGGGAGCCAGCCUCUGUUCUCUGUGAGCUCCUUGGCAACAAGGAGAACCCGCCUCAUUGCUUCUCUGGGGCUCCCUCUUCUGCCUUCUCAGGAAAGCUGGUGUCUGACUUUGACUAGGAAGAUCAUAAAGGGUCUCUAUUCUCAAUUCUACUGGGUGCAUCUCUCCCUCAAACUCCGGUGACCGGGGCAAAGGCUGUUUGUUCCCUCUCACAGUAGGGCAUGUCUGGGGCACGGGCGUCUGAGAAGAAUGUUCCAAGUUGGUAUGAGGGAAGCUGGCAGGGUUUGGGGCAAAGGGACACGAUCCCGUUGUUAGAGCAACAGGAAGUCCGUCCCAGAGCUCCCAUUCCAAAGGAUGAGAUGGGAGCAGCCAGCUUGGAAAAAAAAGCUCCUGGAAAAGGCACUCUGGAAGGUUCCAUAGGCUGGGGACCUACACAGUACAUCAGCUUCCUAGCAGAGGCCCAGUGUGAUGGGGUCCCAGACAAGGGUCCUCAGUCAGGACUGGGCUAGCAGCAGCCCAGCUCAAGGUCAGCUUGGGCGCUGCAGACGACACCGACCGACACUUCCACCCACAGGCCUUACUGCUCUGUUUACAGUGACCUACCUGCUCCAGGCCCCUCCAAGAAGAGACUGGGGUACCUGGAGGGCCAUUCUCUGGGUCAUGGAUAUAUGAUCAUUUGAUUUUUUUUUCCUUACCUUAAACCUCUAACCUGGCUUUUCCCAUUUCAACUCCUGUGAUUUAUGCCAAUAAAGUUUGCCAUGAUUUUCACCCGA
Rattus norvegicus (Norway rat) is the source of this 9477-nucleotide messenger RNA. It is a transcript of the gene Pxn, whose product is annotated as paxillin. Gene Ontology annotation, cellular component: cytoskeleton; cell cortex; focal adhesion. Gene Ontology annotation, biological process: MAPK cascade. NCBI's taxonomy places the organism in Eukaryota, Metazoa, Chordata, Mammalia, Rodentia, Muridae. The record is from RefSeq and is a predicted model, not a curated record.